This is a messenger RNA of Batrachochytrium dendrobatidis JAM81, 1495 nucleotides long. RefSeq lists its product as uncharacterized. The coding region runs from base 112 to 1386 and encodes 424 amino acids. The transcript has 13 exons. Gene Ontology annotation, biological process: protein phosphorylation; mitotic G2 DNA damage checkpoint signaling. Gene Ontology annotation, molecular function: ATP binding; protein serine/threonine kinase activity. Lineage: Eukaryota; Fungi; Chytridiomycota; Chytridiomycetes; Rhizophydiales. Gene Ontology annotation, cellular component: nucleus; cytoplasm; site of double-strand break. The record is from RefSeq and is a predicted model, not a curated record.
GGAGAGGGUGCCCAGGGAAGGGUUCGUCUUGCUGUUAAAUCUAGUGAUAUGAGCUUGGCUGCAGUCAAGAUCGCUAGCAAAUUCCUACCUACUGGAGCACCUGCCAAUCUAAUGAUGCUUCGCAAAGAAGUCAAGAUUCACGAAGCAGUUUCGCAUGAAAACAUCAUCAAACUAUUUGCCACUGGAGAGGAUGAUGCGUUUGUGUAUUUGGCCAUGGAAUACGCUGCAUCCGGAGAGCUAUUUGAUUUGAUCCAGCCGGAUGUUGGAAUUGAUGAAGAUUUGGCUCAUUUAUAUUUUCAUCAGCUUGUUUCUGGCAUGGAUUACUUGCACACUAGAGGAAUAUCCCACCGCGAUCUUAAACCAGAAAAUAUGCUCUUGGAUGAUUUAGGAAACUUGAAAAUAUCAGAUUUUGGUUUAGCAACUGUAUUUAAACAUAAAAAUAUCAUCCGAACACUAACGACUCCGUGCGGCACGCCUCCAUAUGUCGCCCCAGAGAUUCAUGCCAUGAAAUAUGACGGUGCUCAAGUUGACAUUUGGUCAUCUGGGAUUAUUCUCUAUGUACUACUAGCAGGAAAUACCCCAUGGGGCGAGCCCACUUUUAAAGAUCCAGAGUUUAAAUUAUAUUAUCAACAGUAUCCUCAUGAUCUUGAUUACUCUCCUUGGAACUCCUUUUCAAGCGAGGUUUUAGAGUUGAUAUGUGGAUUGUUAACAAUUGAUCCACAAAAACGAUAUACGCUUGAGCAUAUCCAACACAACAGCUGGUUUGAAAAGGAAAAUAUUUUAUUGACAGAUGGCCGUUGCAAUAAUCCAACGGCUUUGGCAAAAAGACUUCGAGAAAAGCUUGGCAUUUCAAGUGCAGAAAUGCUUGAAACAACUCAACUAUCAGCGAUCGCAUUUUCGCAGCCUAUGGACAUGCGUGUAGAUGGCGACUCUCCAGAUUUUCUGGAUUCAUUUAAAUAUAUUGCAGGAGGAAUUAACUCGUUUUCUCAGCCAUUGCGAAUGGGCAUAUCCCAAAGUCCUACUCCAGCAUUGAAUCGAUUUACAGACACUGCGUCCCAGAUACACCAAAAGAAAAUUGUCAACAUUUUCCCAUCCGAUCGCAUGACACGAUUUUACAGUAGCUCAGAUGCUGGGAUUAUAUUUACAAGGAUAUCCGAGACACUCCAACAAUUUUUGGUACCAUAUAAAAUCCACCAAAAGCUUCUCAAAAUUGUGUUUAGCACGGUUGAUAGACGCAAGUGUCAGCUCCAUGGAGAGAUAUCGAUCCAAAGGGCUACCGACGAAUGCCAUAUUGUGCUAUUUCGUAAAAGCAAGGGUGAUCCACUUGAAUUCAAGCGAUUUUACAAAGCCAUUUACAAUGCUGUUCCAGAUAUUAUUGCGAUGUGAGUUGCAGAUAUGAUGUUGGAACAAGUCCCUGGGAUUUAUCUAGUUGAACCUAUUUUCAAUUCAAAUUUGAAAUCAGUGACCAAGAAUAAAUUUAUCCAUUUGGGAUGGC